CAGUGAUUUCUUCAACCAAAGGAAUCAUUGUGGCAUCCCCCGUUUCCUUCCAAACGAGUCCUCCGUUCGAUGAGGUCUGCCUUAAAGUUUGUCGUCCAUUGAAAACCAAGCUGCUAUACACGUAUUCUCGAAUCUCGAGUAAACUCAGACCCAUGGCUGGAUUCUUGGACGAAGCGCACAACCCCGACGAUGUGCUACUCGACUUCCGAACCGCUUUCCAUGGGAGUGUGUUCGAGGAGCACCACGUGCUCCCAAUUCAAGUGGCCAGCCUGAAGUCGUUCGAAUGUUUCAGUGUGGGCAGGAGUCGCAGGACCAGGUGCUUCAUCGGGCGAUUAUGUAAAUUCCUGAUGAGCCCAGGAAAUGCGGAUCUGCUGAAGAGCGACCGCGACACUUUCAUUGACAAGUUCAGUGGGUGCUUUAUCAGAUACUUGUGCAGCGCAGAUAUGUCCUUCGCUUGUGUAAUGGUAGACUUGGCUAAGGAUUUAUUGGAGGAAUCCCCUGAAUUCUUUGAGGAGAUUUCAAAAAAAGCAGAUCUUGGCGGUGAUGACAAUCGGGAAAAAAGCUAUAGGGAGUUCAAUAACCGAUUGGCAGGGUUUGCACUCUCUCACUCCCAUGAUUACUUGGGUAAAAUGUUCCGUCGGUCAGGGAUUGAUGUAGCGCAGGAGAGUGACAUGGCUCUCGCCGGCGAAAUGUUUGACUUUUGCAGAAACUCGCAACAGCUGACUACAUGGGAAGGUCCCCAUAACAUUCCGCAUGCCAUGGUUCAUUUUAUCGAUUUCGACAUGGUGGGAGAGAAUGACGAGCGCUUUCCCUUGCGGAUGCGCAUGAUCAGUUACGCCCCGUAUUGUUUGGAUUGGGGCUGGUUUGCUGAGGUGCGAGAUCGUGAGAACGACAUCCUGAUCGCCCGAGCCGAUGGUUCAGGUCGGCGUCGGCAGACACGACUCGAAAUCGUCGCUGCAAACGCUGUUAAACAACGUUAUAAGCCCCACGGAGAUGUUGCUGCACUGACAAGGACAUCGGGGUACUUCAACAAACCCUUCUUUACUGGGGAGCCUGAAAGACGUGACUUUAAGUUGUGUGACGAGGACUUCUAUGAUGAGAGUGAUGGCCGUCAAACCCGUGUCUUCUCAAGAAUACCGACCGAGGAGAAGGAACUUAUACUGGAUAUCUUAUGUUGUCUUCGCAAAAACUCCUUUUGCAGAUCCCAUGACCAUUUUAUUUCCUAUUCUACUAGAAUGGAGUUUGAGCGUUUAAUUCCCGUCGCUGCCAAGUUGUCUCGUCUCCAUUUUAUGAGCAAUCACUUGGAUGGGGAUUUUGAUAAUGAUAACGACAGCUUUGACUCUUUUGUGAGGAGGCAUGAGCUGUGUACGUCAACAUUAGAAGAGGCUCAGCAAAGGGACCAUGAACGAUCUCAAGAGAAUCCCAAUCGCUUUCAUCACGAGACACUUCGAUUGCUGCUGGAAGCCCCAAAAAUCAAAGGGGAGGAAGUCAUAAUCAAAGUCAGGAAUGUGAAGGAUAACACCGAUGAGGAAGUGACCGCCUGGGCAUACCCAAAAGACAAGAUUGGGGAGGANGACAAGAUUGGGGAGGAAGUCAUAAUCAAAGUCAGGAAUGUGAAGGAUAACACCGAUGAGGAAGUGACCGCCUGGGCAUACCCAAAAGACAAGAUCGCCAACACCAACGCGACAUAUGAGAAGCCUGCUCUCAUCUUCUACUUCUCCAACGCCGGGGCAAGACUCUCCCCCAUCGAGAAAAGGAAAUGGAUGGUGAAAACCAUUCAAGAACACGAGAACAUCAAAACAGAGGUCGACAAGUUCUCCCUGCUUGGUCUGGGUAGAACCAUGAUGAUCGUGGUCUUUAAAGACGCAUAUCAAGCAACGCACAUGCUGGAGAAAUGCAAAGCCUUGAACUGCAAUGGAUCUGUCUGCACCCUUUCACUCUGGAAACCGGAGACAGCCCAGCGAGCUGAAGUCCUACAAACAGCGAUUGAUGAGGGAGAAGUUCUGGGUACAAUUUGACAACAUCCCACCCAAAGGCCAUCCCCUGAUUAAGGACCGGUUGGAAGUCGAAUACCCCGCAAACAAAGUGUUAAAAUGGGU
Molecule: messenger RNA, 2099 nt
Organism: Chara braunii
Lineage: Eukaryota; Viridiplantae; Streptophyta; Charophyceae; Charales; Characeae
Source: the annotation of a GenBank genome assembly